Molecule: messenger RNA, 1245 nt
Organism: Lathyrus sativus (Indian pea)
Lineage: Eukaryota; Viridiplantae; Streptophyta; Magnoliopsida; Fabales; Fabaceae
Source: the annotation of a GenBank genome assembly
AUGUUGCAGAAAUUUUGUUUGAUGACUUCUUAUGGAUUUCCUUCGGAGCUUGGUUUCCAACAAGAAUUUGUUAUGAAGGGUUGUCAACAAUUGGUGCCUUAUCAUGUAGCGAAACCAGAAAUUGUUCGAUAUCAGUGUCCUAAUCUUAGGUUAAGUUCGUAUGAGGAAUCGAGAAUGGCAUCAAAAGAGUGGUUCGGUUAUAAUCAGUUUGUCAAUUUGGAGUUGUCAGCUCUAAAGGAAAUGGUUAUUGAUGUUAAAGCAACUUGUCCAAGCACAUUACUUUUCAGCUUUGGCGCCGUUAAUCAAUGCACCGAGCAUGAUAAAACUUUGCAUUGUAUCACAUCUGAGGCUGCUGAACUAGGCGGUGUUCGUAAAGCUUUGUUGUCUGACUUGAUGAGUCUGCACCUUUCAGGCAUUGAUAUACCUCAAAUUUCAUUGCAUCCUCUCAUCUACCCAAAUAGGACAUUCUAUAUCUCGAGGCCUUUGCUUGAUAUUUUUCAAGAUUCAGCUCUAAGUUCAAAAAUUACUGCUCAUCCAGAUGGCCAAGUCACAUUUAUGGGUACAGAAAUUGAGAUGAAGGAUUUUCUUGCUUUAGUUACCGAGUCAUACUUAUCAGAAAGCACACAUAAGGGUGAAAAACAGUUUAUGCUUGUUCCACACUUCAGUAGGCUGAAUAUGAAUGAAUUAGAGGCCAGAAGUCAUUCCUCCAUAUUGGAUAUUCACUCUACACUGACUGUUCCUAUAAAAAGUCCUGAGAAAGUCAAAGUCAAGCCGUCACGAAAAAAGAGCAAGAAAGUAGCCAGGGAGAGGGAUCUGUUCAAGAAGAACCACAUUCAUGCAUGUGAAAGCCUUCUGUUUUUGAUGACUGAUAAAAGUCAUCAUCGAGAAACAGCAAUUCUUUCACUGAAGAAAUCUGGCCCAGAGCUUCCUGAACUCCUCACCCAAUUCUCUGCCGGCAUUGCAGGUACUGGCCUUGCUGUUGUGCUAUCUGUGAUCUGCAAGCUAGCUUGUGGAAGGGUCCCCUUUUGUGCAUCUAAGGUCUUCAACACGGGUUUGGGUUUCGGGCUUGUUUGGCUUUCUUGGGGAGUAAAUAAACUGAGGAAUACAAUUGUUAGCAUAAACAAGAAUACCGGAAAGAUGAGAUUGAAAGAUAAAGAUAUGAUUCAAAAGGUGGAUAAGAGCCUAAAAGAGGUUUACUUUAGAGCUGCAGCAUUGCUAGUAGUGGCAGUGCUAAGGCUUGCUUGA